UUGUUCUGUCAUGCUCUAUCUAUAGAGGCUGCUCCAGCCUACUGUCAUGCCUGAUUAUCUCUGCGGACUUUAAGGUUCCGUCGAUUAGAAUGAUGAGAGAAAGCUCGCUUCACAUCCAAAAUGUCGUCAAUGACUCAUCUGUUUGUUUGAAGUGGUGCCCCUGGCAAUCCGGCCUAAACCAAACGCAACACUGCAUUCCGAACGGACCAAUCGCAGCGCCUCAUACUGUAUGCGCCAUGGAAGUCUGGAAACCUUGAUGUCCUAGCUGUAUAGGCUGAGUCUUCCUGCUCCAGCUCGAAACGUUGGGAUCAUCGAGCCGAUUUGUCGAAUUAGCCUGAUUGUUCAGCAGCGCUCAGUGCCCUUCUCAGCUACACCUCUCUCGAGUAAUUC
Molecule: messenger RNA, 390 nt
Organism: Cantharellus anzutake
Lineage: Eukaryota; Fungi; Basidiomycota; Agaricomycetes; Cantharellales; Hydnaceae
Exons: 1
Coding region: 90-257 (55 amino acids)
Source: RefSeq, a predicted model, not a curated record